AUGCCUUCCGAGAAACUAUUUUCUCCACGAGGUAAGACAAUCUAUUAUUAUACUAUGUGGAAUGACAACAACCCGCUUCUUUGUGCAUUUACCCAUCCUGCAGUACAUUGUGGUCCCUUUUCAGCUUCAUUGUGAUUGGUGGAUGUGGUUAUGUGCAUGUGUCAUGUCCCUUGCUUGCAUCAUGACUUGUUGAUGAUUGUGUAACGUGUUGCAUCCAUGUGGAGCGGUUGUAACACUGUGCCUUGUGGGACUCCAUAUGCUCUUUCGUUCUACACGGACUCCCUAUAAGCCACACUUUGACAUGUUUUUGAUGUUGCAACAUUCUGCAAUGUUGUACAGUGUUGCACACAGAUGCAGUUAGAAAUGGUAUGUCAGGAGUUUUCUUUUGCUCCAGGUCAUGUGAAAUGUCUAUAUAUUCCAUUUAUAUCUGCAACAUUCCAUUGGUGACUGUAAUGUUCUGUGUAUCUGCAACCUUGCGUAAAACUAGAAAUACCUUGAUUGAAUGUGCCCUCACAAUACCCUCAUUUAUAUCUUACAUGCUCUCCCUCUCCCUCCUUCCCUCUCGCUCUCCAGUCGACCAGAGUAUGUUUGAGAACUCCAACGCCUCCAGAGCUCCAGGCCAGGGGCUCCAGGCCUCCAGGUUGACCCAGGCCUCGGCCCGUCGCUCCCUGGUUACAGCUAACACUGGCCUGUGUAGCGGCCCUGCCGAGGCCCCAUCCUCCACCACUACCAAUGGAAGUCAGCAGAGGCUGAAGAACGCCCUGAACCUGGGAAAGGCUGUUGGGGCAAAGGUCAAUGACCUGCUGCGAAGGAAAGAGCCCAGUCAUAUAGGAGACAUCGGUGUCACAGAGGUCAACAAGAACGUAGGAGCAAUCUGGAGCAAUAUGGAGGAGAUGACCCAGCGGACUACUUCCAAUAGGUAAGGAGGGAUACACAAUUACAGAACACACACAUACACAAACUCACACUCGGGACUACUGCCUAAAGGUGAGGAGGGGUACACUAAAAGACACACACACAGGAGGGAUACAGUAAAACACACACACAACCACAAACAUUUGCAGAUCACACAUACACACAAACACGUCCGUCAUGUGUCUGGGCCCAUAGUCAUAACCCAGCUUUCAGACACUGUGCCCUGGAGAUUCAACCCAAUAUUGGUUUUAUCCAAAGAGUAAAACUGAGAGACAGCUAGUUAUUUCUAAAAACCAAUAUUGUAUUAUUCUGUCUAAAGUGGAAUGAUUUAAGCUGGGAAAGAGUAGUCAUCCUCUCACUCCAUAUAAAAGAUCAUAACCGUUGAGUCAAAGAUGUUUAAAUUAUUCAUCUGAAUUUUUCCAAACUGGGGUCGUGAAUAAGUGAUGAAGAGUAAGAGGAGGGUUAGUUAGACUGAAGCUGAGAUUAAAGAACACACACACACACACAGAGAGAGACUGAAUGAGACAUAUUUGAGAGUUGAAUUGCCUCACUUCUAAUGUUAAUCAUACACAGUGCACGCACACACACAAGCACACUCACCCUUGGGUCUCGCUUAGUUUAAAGACACAGAACGAGCUGUCCGUCUAUGCUGUAGCUGGUCAUUUAUCUGUCUGUCUCUUGAUUGACACUCAGUCACCACCCUGACACAUCGUGCCAGGUCAGACAUUUCUCAUAGAAUCAUAGAAUUGGUCAAACCGUGAUGUGUGUUUAGACACUGAUGUGUUGAGAAAUGUGAAUUGUCUGAAUACAGUGAGGGAAAAAAGUAUUUGAUCCCCUGCUGAUUUUGUACGUUUGCCCACUGACAAAGACAUGAUCAGUCUAUCUUUUUAAUGGUAGGUUUAUUUGAACAGUGAGAGACAACAAAAAAAUCCAGAAAAACGCAUGUAAAAAAUGUUAUAAAUUGAUUUGCAUUUUAAUGAGGGAAAUAAGUAUUUGACCCCUCUGCAAAACAUGACUUAGUACUUGGUGGCAAAACCCUUGUUGGCAAUCACAGAGGUCAGACGUUUCUUGUAGUUGGCCACCAGGUUUGCACACAUCUCAGGAGGGAUUUUGUUUCACUCCUCCUUGCAGAUCUACUCCAAGUCAUUAAGGUUUCGAGGCUGACGUUUGGCAACUCGAACCUUCAGCUCCCUCCACAUAUUUUCUAUGGGAUUAAGGUCUGGAGACUGGCUAGGCCACUCCAGGACCUUAAUGUGCUUCUUCUUGAACCACUCCUUUGUUGCCUUGGCUGUGUGUUUUGGGUCAUUGUCAUGCUGGAAUACCCAUCCCACGACCCAUUUUCAAUGCCCUGGCUGAGGGAAGGAGGUUCUCACCCAAGAUUUGACGGUACAUGGCCCCGUCCAUCGUCCCUUUGAUGCUGUGAAGUUGUCCUGUCCCCUUAGCAGAAAAACACCCCCAAAGCAUAAUGUUCCCACCUCCAUGUUUGACGGUGGGGAUGGUGUUCUUGGGGUCAUAGGCAGCAUUCCUCCUCCUCCAAACACGGCGAGUUGAGUUGAUACCAAAGAGCUCGAUUUUGGUCUCAUCUGACCACAACACUUUCACCCAGUUCUCCUCUGAAUCAUUCAGAUGUUCAUUGGCAAACUUCAGACGGCCCUGUAUAUGUGCUUUCUUGAGCAGGGGGACCUUGCGGGCGCUGCAGGAUUUCAGUCCUUCACGGCGUAGUGUGUUACCAAUUGUUUUCUUGGUGACUAUGAUCCCAGCUGCCUUGAGAUCAUUGACAAGAUCCUCCCGUGUAGUUCUGGGCUGAUUCCUCACCGUUCUCAUGAUCAUUGCAACUCCACGAGGUGAGAUCUUGCAUGGAGCCCCAUGCCGAGGGAGAUGACAGUUAUUUUGUGUUUCUUCCAUUUGCGAAUAAUCACACCAACUGUUGUCACCUUCUCAGCAAGCUGAUUGGCGAUGGUCUUGUAGCCCAUUCCAGCUUUGUAUAGGUCUACAAUCUUGUCCCUGACAUCCUUGGAGAGCUCUUUGGUCUUGGCCAUGGUGGAGAGUUUGGAAUCUGAUUGAUUGAUUGCUUCUGUUGACAGGUGUCUUUUAUACAGGUAACAAACUGAGAUUAGGAGCACUCCCUUUAAGAGUGUGCUCCUAAUCUCAGCUCAUUACCUGUAUAAAAGACACCUGGGAGCCAGAAAUCUUUCUGAUUGAGAGGGGGUCAAAUACUUAUUUCCCUCAUUAAAAUGCAAAUCAAUGUAUAACAUUUUUGACAUGCGUUUUUCUGGAUUUUUUUGUUGUUAUUCUGUCUCUCACUGUUCAAUAAACCUACCAUUAAAAUUAUAGACUGAUCAUUUCUUUGUCAGUGGGCAAACGAACAAAAUCAGCAGGGGAUCAAAUACUUUCUUCCCACACUGUAUGUGUGUGUGUGUGCGUGCAUGUGUGCAUGUGCGCGCUAGUGCGUGUGUGUUUGUCAGCCAGUAAGUGGUAGGUCACGUAUAGACAGAGUAGUCAUAAAUGACUGGUAUGCUUUGCGGUGACUCACUCCUCAUCACUAUGGCAAUGAUAUGGUUGUCACCAUGGCAAUAUGCUCAUUUGUAGGGGAACGGUAGAGAAAUAAACACACAGUCCCACAGCAUAGAGAAGGGGGAAGAGAACGAGUGGAAGUUAGACAGUAGGAUGAGAACAAGUGAGAGAGAGAACUGAGUGACGCCGAGCGAUUGAACAAAUUGAACAAAUUUGUUCUUAUUAAAGUUACAGUAGUAAUGGAUGUCUCUUCCUCUUCUCUCUCCCUCCAGUCAUGCCUUUCUGGACUCCUUCCCUCGUCUGGACCCCCCUCCCCCCGGUAAAAAGCGUCUUCCUCGCACCCUGAAGACUACCCAGGACAUGAUGAUCUCAUCUGACCCCGUCGUCACUACACCCCCCGAGACCCCCGAUCACUCCCUCCUCUCCUCCCCCAUCAAGACCUCCCUCAUCAGCAAUGAGCAGACCCCACCCCAGGGAGAGAAGUAUGGAGAGAAUGACAGAGGGAGAGACACACUCACCGGACUGACUGGCCCUCUGGACAGCGAGAGGAAAGAGGAGGUGGAGAUGGAGAGGAAUGGGAGCAGUGAGAUGGAUGGAGUGGAAGGGAAUGAGAUGGAGGAGAGGAGAGAGGGAGAGCAGACCCAGAUUCAGCUCCAGCUCUCUGUCCCAGACCUCAUCCAUAAGGAUCACGUGGUCCCCCCCAGGUCGAAGACGUCUGAGCCCAGGCAGAAGGCCCCGGGAGCAGACACGAGGCUAGCCUCGACCAACCUAAAAGCUCCGUAA
Messenger RNA from Coregonus sp. 'balchen', 4212 nucleotides. NCBI's taxonomy places the organism in Eukaryota, Metazoa, Chordata, Actinopteri, Salmoniformes, Salmonidae. The record is from the annotation of a GenBank genome assembly.